This is a messenger RNA of Darwinula stevensoni, 420 nucleotides long. The record is from the annotation of a GenBank genome assembly. NCBI's taxonomy places the organism in Eukaryota, Metazoa, Arthropoda, Ostracoda, Podocopida, Darwinulidae.
AUGUUUGUACGUAGGGCAGGGAAGGCCGUCCUCCGGCUGGAAGCGCUCAGCCUUAACUGGCCUACGGCUGCCUCCAUCUGCCACGUCCAGGGCGCCAACCUAACCAUCUUGGACACUCCGGACCUCUUUCAAACCGUCUCAAAUGCCAUCAUCGAAUGGGGCUAUGACUACGACAUCUGGAUGGACCUGAGCAGCAUGGGUCAUGAUGACCUCUGGGUAUGGUUCAGCACGGGUCAGGCAAUCACUUAUGACAUGUGGAUGGAAGGAGAACCCACUGAGCCAGAAAUGAACCAUUGUGGGAUAAUGUCUUUUGACCCUAUCUCUGUUUCCUAUGGGUGGAAGGCGCUCAACUGUGGCCAAGAGACCUUUGCACUUUGUGAAAUCAGGCAACACUGAAUAAAACCUCCACUGACCCUGAAG